GGAAGUCGUGUAGGCAAAGUGAUCCCGCAGUGCAGAGAGACGGCGAGGUGCGCGGGUGACUGGGAUCGGACGGCCAACCGUAGCUAUCACUUCGCCGCCCGAGAAGAUGACCCGCUUCGCUCUGACCGUUGUCCGACAUGGAGAAACCAGAUUUAACAAGGAGAAAAUAGUUCAAGGACAAGGAUUCGAUGAGCCUCUUUCAGAAACUGGGUUUAAACAGGCAGCAGCUGCUGGCCUAUUCCUCAAUAACGUGAAGUUUACGCAUAUUUUCUCCAGUGACCUCACGAGGACAAAGCAGACCAUGCAUGGGAUUUUGGAGAAAAGUACAUUUUGCAAAGAUAUGACAGUCAAGUAUGAUUCAAGACUUCGAGAAAGGAAAUACGGAGUUGCAGAAGGCAAGGCACUUGCUGAGCUGAGGGCAUUGGCCAAAGCAGCUGGGGAAGAAAUUCCCACAUUCACACCACCCGGAGGAGAGACGUUAGACCAGGUGAAAAUGCGUGGAAAAGACUUUUUUGAAUUUCUCUGUCAACUGAUCCUGAAAGAAGCAGAUCAAAAACAACAGUUUUCCCAAGGAGCACCAGGCCACUGUCUGGAAACUUCUCUGGCAGAAAUAUUUCCUUUAGGAAAAAACUGUGGAUCUGAAUUUAAUUCAGAUGGUGGUACCCCAGGAUUGGUAGCCAGUGUCUUAGUUGUGAGCCACGGAGCUUAUAUGAAAAGCCUGUUUGGUUAUUUUCUGACUGACCUUAACUGUUCUCUACCAGCAACUCUGAGCAAAUCCGAACUUAUGUCAGUCAGCCCCAAUACAGGGAUCAGCCUCUUUAUCAUAAACUUUGAGGAAGGAAAAGAAGUGAAACCAACAAUUCAGUGUGUUUGCAUGAACCUACAGGAUCAUCUAAAUGGAAUGACGGAAACCCGCUAAGUUUAAAUCUACAUCAGCAUCUAACAGCUUCAAGGCUCUGAGACAGUGUCUUUGGAUUUAUUUCCACCCUCUCCUAGUGCUGAUUUGCAAACGGUUAAAAAGCUUUCUAUUAUAGCAAAUUAUAAAGUUCAAAUGGAACCAUAGCUACAUAAAACACUAAUGGAAAACCAUUUAGAAUUGACUUCUUUUCUCUGAGUACACUUGGCAUUUUCCAGAAUAAUUUUACCACCCUGCUAAGUUACAUCUCUGCAUUGUAAAUGGUUGAAGGAACUCACCUUUGCAAGAUGGGAGAUUAAUAACUAUGUCUGAAAAGUCUAGCCUAUUGUAUUGGCUCUUGGUAAGAUACUGUAUAUUUUUAUUAUCUGCUCCAGUGCUUGGAAGAAGGAACUGUUUACUCUGUAAUUUCUUCUUCAUACUUAUAGUGACAAUAUGUUAUAUGUUAAAAAUUCUGUCCUUUAAAUAAAAAAUUCUUACCAUCAUAAAAAAAUGUAAAAUGAAAUGACACUGAAAUAUUUUAUGUAGAAAUCAACUUGGGAAUUUUUUUGUUCUAGAAGGAUUGAAAUGUGGAUGAAUGCAGAUUAUGAUUGCAGAAUGGUCUGGCAAGGAACAGAAAUUAAGGCAUCAUUUGAUUAAAAAAAGUAAAGACGGAA
Messenger RNA from Loxodonta africana (African savanna elephant), 1569 nucleotides. It is a transcript of the gene TIGAR, whose product is annotated as TP53 induced glycolysis regulatory phosphatase. The record is from RefSeq and is a predicted model, not a curated record. Gene Ontology annotation, molecular function: fructose-2,6-bisphosphate 2-phosphatase activity. The transcript is spliced from 6 exons. Gene Ontology annotation, biological process: regulation of pentose-phosphate shunt; negative regulation of glycolytic process. Lineage: Eukaryota; Metazoa; Chordata; Mammalia; Proboscidea; Elephantidae. Gene Ontology annotation, cellular component: cytosol. Bases 107 to 919 code for a protein of 270 amino acids.